AGCACGGCCCCGGCUGAAAUUGCGGGAGUGGGAGGGGAGCGAGCCAGCUGGAUCCCGAGCGCGGAGCGAGCCGGCCCUCGCUCCGCCGCCGAUGACUCCGGAGCUUGGGCCCAAGCGCCGCCCAUGCAGCAUCCCUGAGCCCCGCCGAACCAGAGUUAAUGAAAAAUCAUUUAACCGUCUCCGCUGCGGGGAGCCAUGAGCUGUCUGGAUGUUAUGUACCAAGUCUAUGGUCCUCCGCAGCCUUACUUCGCAGCCGCCUACACCCCCUAUCACCAGAAGCUAGCCUAUUACUCCAAAAUGCAGGAAGCCCAGGAGUGCAAUGCCAGCCCCAGCAGCAGUGGCAGUGGCAGCUCCUCAUUUUCCAGCCAAACCCCAGCCAGCAUAAAAGAGGAGGAAGGCAGCCCAGAGAAAGAGCGCCCACCAGAGGCAGAGUACAUCAACUCCCGCUGCGUCCUCUUCACCUAUUUCCAGGGGGACAUCAGCUCCGUGGUGGAUGAACAUUUCAGUAGGGCCCUGAGCCAGCCUAGCAGCUACUCCCCCAGCUGUACCAGCAGCAAAGCACCAAGGAGCUCUGGUCCCUGGAGAGACGGCUCCUUCCCGAUGAGCCAGCGCAGCUUUCCCGCCUCCUUCUGGAACAGCGCGUACCAGGCACCCGUACCCGCACCUCUGGGCAGCCCUCUAGCUGCUGCGCACUCGGAGCUGCCUUUCGCCACCGCCGACCCCUACUCGCCGGCGGCACUGCACAGCCACCUGCACCAGGGUGCGGCCGAAGCAUGGCACCACGCGCAUCCACACCACGCACACCCCCACCACCCCUAUGCGCUGGGCGGCGCCCUUAGCGCCCAGGCCGCCGCUUACCCGCGGCCCACCGCUGUGCAUGAGGUCUACGCGCCGCAUUUCGACCCUCGCUAUGGGCCUUUGCUGAUGCCUGCCUCCUCCGGUCGCCCGGCCCGUCUCGCACCCGCCCCGGCGCCUGCGCCCGGCAGCCCACCCUGCGAGCUCUCCACAAAGGGCGAGCCGGCCGGCGGCGCAUGGACCGCGCCCGGGGGGCCCUUCGUGAGCCCCGCGGGGGACGUGACCCAGGGCCUGGGCCUCAGCGUGGACUCAGGUUUACAGCCUCAGGACAAAAGCAAGGAUCUGUACUGGUUUUAGAGCCCACCUUCUUCCCUGUAGGUCUCUGCAUAGUGCGAUUGGUGACUCAGAGCUGAAAUGGAGUGGGUUUGUAACAGCUUCUGAUCUUGGUUUGCAGCUCAUCGUUAUUCCCUCUGUGGUGCAUCCCUUCUGAGCUGAUCUGCUGACCCAGGGUUUCCCCUUCCCUUUCCUUUCUGACCAGCCAUGGAGGCUCAGCAUCUGUGCCUCUCACUUCGUGGAUGAGGACAUGGGGGAAGGUAGAGACUUCAAACUUCUCCAUGUAUUAGGAAAAUCAAAAGGCACAUUUACAGAAAUAUCAUCUAAAAUUAAUCUCUUCCAAAAGAGCAGAUCCAAAGACUAUGAAAUAUGUUCAAUGACUUUUGGCCAAAUCACCGGAAAUAUCUGUGGUGAAAUUGUUUAGUCAGGUGUUAUGAUACCAUAAGCUUUCUUGGAAUGGGAAAAAGAAAAAAGAGACCUUUUGGUGUGAAUAUUUUUUAUGCUGUUGUGAAUUAUUUCAUUAGGCAGUGUGAUCAUUACACUACUGAUGUCAACAUCCUCAGGUUUAAAAACGUUGCUUCUGCAACAAAGACUGUGGUAGAGAAGUAAAAAGAAGCCAAUUCUUCCUUCUUUGAGGCUCAGCCUUCAGCUUCUUUCCUGCUCAUCUCCUCCCCACAAUACCCACUCCAGACAGAAAGACACUUUUUCCUUUGGACUGUGAACAUGGAAACCUCAAUCUGAAUGUGAGUGGCAAGUGGCUGAUCUGGAGCCACCUGCCCAAGUCUUACUGAAAUGCAGCUGUUGUAGGACAACUGUUUAAAACUCCAGAAAUACAUCGACCAAGGUGGCACUUCCCAGUGUUUGGCAGAACAAUUGCAAUUGCACUGGAUAUAUUAUAUAUAUGUAUAUAUAUCAUCUUUUUAUAAGGAACAUUUUACAAUGAAAGAAGAACCCUGCUCUGCCUUCUCUCCCACAAAUCCUGUCCCUCCCUUUAUCCUUCAGAUGAAAGAUGCGACAAGAGACCCCAACUGUCUCCAUGGAGAGGAACAAGAAAUCACCCACCACCAGGGGAAGAAAUGUCUAUGGAGUCAACAAUAUCUCAAAUAUUUUUCAGGGGAAAGGGUCUAUGUGUGGGCAAAGCUGAAG
Messenger RNA from Sciurus carolinensis (gray squirrel), 2274 nucleotides. It is a transcript of the gene Vgll2, whose product is annotated as vestigial like family member 2. The record is from RefSeq and is a predicted model, not a curated record. The coding region runs from base 196 to 1152 and encodes 318 amino acids. Gene Ontology annotation, cellular component: nucleus. The transcript is spliced from 4 exons. Gene Ontology annotation, biological process: regulation of transcription by RNA polymerase II. Lineage: Eukaryota; Metazoa; Chordata; Mammalia; Rodentia; Sciuridae.